AUGGCAACUAUACAUGAGGAUCCUAUCAUAAACGAGAUACAUCAUAGAGUUAAUGCCCACAAUGUGGACACUGCUGCAAAAAACAGAAAAUUCUCCAUUCUGAGGCCUGUUUCUGAAAUCCCUGCUCAGUUCAGACAUAUUUUCAAAGAAUUUCCUUAUUUUAACUACAUACAGUCUAAAGCUUUGGAUGAUCUUCUUUACACAGAUAAAAAUUUUGUAAUUAGUGCACCCACUGGUUCUGGGAAAACUGUGUUGUUUGAACUGGCUAUCAUCAGGCUACUAAUGGAAAUGCCAGCACCAUGGUUUAAUAUUAAAAUUGUAUACAUGGCACCAAUUAAAGCCCUCUGUAGUCAACGCUAUGAAGACUGGAAAGAAAAAUUUGGGCCUGUAGGAUUAAAUUGCAAAGAACUUACUGGAGAUACAGAAAUGGAUGAUUUCUUUGAGCUCCAGAACUCCCAUAUUAUUUUGACAACACCGGAAAAAUGGGAUAGCAUGACCAGAAAGUGGAGAGAUAAUGCACUAGUUCAGCUGGUACGACUGUUCCUCAUUGAUGAGGUGCAUGUAUUAAAAGAUGAAGGUCGUGGUGCUACUCUUGAAGUUGUUGUCAGUCGAAUGAAGACUGUACAGUCUGUUCUAACUCACAUUUCUGAGGACACUAAAGCAAAAAUCUGUAUGCGGUUUGUUACUGUUUCUGCAACAAUCCCCAACAUUACAGAUAUUGCAGAAUGGCUUUCAGAUGGAUGUGGUCCUGCUACUUGUUUGGAAAUGGAUGAAAGUCAUCGACCUGUGAAACUUCGUAAAGUCGUUCUAGGAUUUCCAUCCAGUAAUAACCAGACUGAAUUCAAGUUUGAUUUAUCCCUUAACUACAAAAUGGCCAGUAUCAUUCAGACCUAUUCAGAACAAAAGCCAACACUUGUGUUUUGUGCCACAAGAAAAGGUGUACAGCAAGCUGCAUCUAUUCUUGCAAAAGAUGCCAAAUUCAUCAUGAGCAUUGAGCAUAAGCAAAGAUUGCUGAAAUAUGCAAAUUCAGUGAGAGACUCUAAACUUAGAGAUAUCUUGCAAUAUGGAGUUGGUUAUCAUCAUGCUGGUAUGGAGCUGUCUGACAGAAAAGUAAUUGAAGCAGCCUUUACUGUAGGAGACUUGCCUGUACUUUUCACAACAAGUACCCUAGCUAUGGGUGUUAAUUUACCAGCCCACCUGGUAGUUAUAAAAUCAACGGUGCACUAUGCAGGAGGCAUGUUUCAGGAAUACAGUGAAACUGACAUUCUACAAAUGAUUGGGCGUGCCGGUAGACCACAAUUUGACUCUACAGCUACAGCAGUUAUCAUGACAAGAUCCCAAACAAAAGAAAAGUAUGUAUUGAUGUUAAAUGGAGCAGAUACCAUUGAGAGCAGCCUGCACAAGCAUCUUGUUGAACACUUGAAUGCUGAAAUUGCUCUACAUACUAUUACAAAUGUAAGUGUUGCUUUGGAAUGGAUGCGUUCAACAUUUCUUUACAUUAGAACUCUGAAGAAUCCAAAUUAUUAUGGUAAUCCACCAAGUAUAAACCGGCGUGGAAUAAAGGCUGAACUAAGAGAAUUGUGUUUAAAGAAUCUGAAUGCACUGUCUUUUAUCGGCUUGAUCAAAAUGGAUGAAGAUGUCAACUUCAAACCAACAGAAACAGGAAAACUAAUGGCUCGAUUUUACAUUGCCUAUGAUACAAUGAAGCAAUUUGCAUUAGCAACUGGAAUGGAGACAUUACCUGAGUUGGUAACAAUGAUAUCAGGUUGCCAGGAGUUUGCAGAUGUACAGCUGAGAGUCAAUGAGAAGAAAAUACUUAAUACACUAAAUAAAGAUAAGAACAGAAUUACUAUCAGGUUUCCAUUGGAUGGAAAGAUAAAAACUACUGGAAUGAAGGUGAACUGUUUAAUUCAGACUCACCUAGGUUGUAUCCCGAUUCAAGAAUUUGGUUUAGUACAAGACACAGCUAAAAUUUUCAGAAAUGGCACAAGAGUUACUAAGUGCUUGGCUGAGUUCUUUCUACAAGAAGAUAAGAAGAAUUUCUCUGCACUGUUAAAUGCUCAAAUUCUGGCUAAGUGUUUUAGAUCUAAGUUAUGGGAGAACUCCCCAUAUGUAUCUAAACAACUUGAUAAAAUCGGAGUUUCCUUAUCUAAUGCAAUGGUUAACGCUGGACUCACAACAUUUAAAAAAAUAGAAGAUACAAAUGCAAGGGAACUUGAAAUGAUUGUCAACAGACAUCCACCAUUUGGGAACCAAAUAAGAGAUGCAGUUGUUCAUCUUCCCAAGUAUGAGCUCAGUGUUGAACAGACUGCAAAAUACAGUGCAACAGUAGCAGAGAUCUUAGUGACUAUAGUUUUAACAAACUAUAGCCAAUUACAAGCCAAAAGAACUGCACCAGACUGUCAUUCUAUAAUGUGCAUCAUAGGAGAUGCUGACAAUAAUGUGGUAUUUAAACAAAAAAUUAUGUAA
This is a messenger RNA of Protopterus annectens (West African lungfish), 2469 nucleotides long. It is a transcript of the gene HFM1, whose product is annotated as helicase for meiosis 1. The coding region runs from base 1 to 2469 and encodes 822 amino acids. The record is from RefSeq and is a predicted model, not a curated record. Lineage: Eukaryota; Metazoa; Chordata; Ceratodontiformes; Protopteridae. The transcript is spliced from 26 exons. Gene Ontology annotation, molecular function: ATP binding; nucleic acid binding.